This is a messenger RNA of Saccostrea cuccullata (small rock oyster), 640 nucleotides long. RefSeq names its product vesicle transport protein GOT1B-like. Gene Ontology annotation, biological process: retrograde transport, endosome to Golgi; endoplasmic reticulum to Golgi vesicle-mediated transport. The transcript is spliced from 7 exons. The record is from RefSeq and is a predicted model, not a curated record. Gene Ontology annotation, cellular component: endoplasmic reticulum; membrane. Lineage: Eukaryota; Metazoa; Mollusca; Bivalvia; Ostreida; Ostreidae. Bases 81 to 503 code for a protein of 140 amino acids.
CAGCUUGAGUCAAGUUUUGGCUAAGCCAGAUGUCACAAGAACCGUUUCUUGUCUUGUUCGUAAAUCGAUAAACAUCCAAGAUGUAUCAAGUAACAGAUUUUCAAAAAAUUGGAGUUGGCUUGGCGGGAUUUGGUAUCGCCUUCCUAUUUCUGGGCGUUUUGUUUUUGUUUGACAAAGGAUUGCUGGCAAUAGGAAAUAUACUAUUCAUAUGUGGACUAGCUUUUGUCAUCGGAUUGGAGAGAACUUUCCGAUUUUUUUUCCAAAGACAUAAAUUAAAAGCUACCAGUUUCUUUGUUGGUGGUAUAUUGAUUGUGUUGUUAGGGUGGCCAGUUAUUGGAAUGUGUGUAGAGAUGUAUGGAUUCUUUCUUUUGUUCAGUGGAUUUUUCCCAGUAGCUGUAAACUUUUUACGAAGAGUUCCAAUUAUAGGCACCAUUCUAGAUUUACCAUACAUCAGAACAGCCGCAGACAAGUUAGCUGGAUCCAAUUCCAUGGACAUGGCUUGAACAAAGAAGCUGUUGUGCAAUAUGGAAAACAAUGUACCCCUCAAUGAUUUAGUAUUCUCUCCACAAACGCCGAUACAUAUACAUGGUUUGUAAAUAUUUGUCAAUGAUAUAUCUUAAAUAAAUGAUUAAAAGUCUUU